AUGUCGUACUCGAGAUUAGGAAAGGCUUCAUCAUCGCAAACGGCCUCAGCUUUUGUCGGUUUCCUUGGUUUGCCUAUCGAGAUUCGUAAUAAUAUUUACAAACAAGUACUUGUCGUUCCACACCCGCUCUAUAUUUUUCAAGACUCUGGAUCUCGAGUGGAGAUGUUUGCGCCCGAAAUACCCUGUCGAUGGCUUGCAUUACUAUACACCAAUAAACAGAUUUCCGAUGAGGCCAGGGCGGUUCUCUACGGUAAUAAUCAUUUUACCCUCAUGGAAACAACAAAUCACCUCCUAGAAUCCUUUCUAGUCAGGAUCGGACAUGUGAAUGCAAGUUUACUGUCCCAUCUCUGCAUCAACUUUCCGACUAUUGAGAGGAUAGGUCAACUGGGAGAAAUUAGGCCUACGGAAGAUAGCUUGCGCAGUUUGCAGCUUCUCCAGCAGGAAUGCACCAACCUGAAGGCACUGGAGGCCCUCAUUUAUAGCCCCGGUUCAAGCGACCUGAUUAAUGAAGACCAGAAUACCCAGUUUAUUCGAGAUGUGUUGACGGAAAUUGAUGUGAGGUUCAGAGGCAUCGCCUGCCUGAACAAGAUUAUCGUCAGGUUCUACACGAGACCUCCGAACCCUUCGGUAACGGAAUUAAUGCAAGAACUUGGGUGGGUUGUCUUGGCCGGCGACGGAUAG
Messenger RNA from Talaromyces proteolyticus, 681 nucleotides. RefSeq lists its product as uncharacterized. Lineage: Eukaryota; Fungi; Ascomycota; Eurotiomycetes; Eurotiales; Trichocomaceae. The coding region runs from base 1 to 681 and encodes 226 amino acids. The transcript has a single exon. The record is from RefSeq and is a predicted model, not a curated record.